Molecule: messenger RNA, 2061 nt
Organism: Purpureocillium lilacinum
Lineage: Eukaryota; Fungi; Ascomycota; Sordariomycetes; Hypocreales; Ophiocordycipitaceae
Source: RefSeq, a predicted model, not a curated record
AUGGCCUCUCAUCAGCAACACCACUACCAUCAUGUUGCUCAGCACCAUCCACCACCUCUGCCGCGCAGCUUGAGCGACUACGACAGCCUCCUCAAAUUUCCACGACGCGGCAACGAGCACAAGUCCCCGCCGGUUCACGUAAAGCUGUCGAAGCGUCCAUCUGGGCACAGAGCGUGGCGACAUUGCCGCGCCUCGUCUCGCUGGCUAUGGGAGGCGCUGAGCCUCACUGCGUCCACGGUGGCCCUUGUCGCCAUCAUCAUCCUGCUGCGCGUGUACCAAGACCGCACGCUCGAGCAAUGGGGCCUCCCCGUGUCCAUCAACGCCGUCCUCGCCAUCCUCUCGGCCGUCUUCAAGGCCACUCUUGCGUUGCCCGUUACCGAAGGUAUAAGCCAGCUGAAAUGGUUCUGGUUCGCCGACAGAGCUCGCGGCCUCGAUGACAUGCAAGCCUUUGACAACGCCAGCAGAGGCCCGUGGGGCUCGUUGCUGCUGAUUUUCCGCCAGUUCACUCCUCGCCGAGAUAGGUCAUAUCUCGCUGCUUUCGGAGCGGUGCUGCUCCUCCUAGCCUUGGCCGUGGAUCCCUUCUCGCAGGCCCUCAUCAGCUACUACAGCUGUCUGGUGCGAUCCACGGACAGGGCGGCCAUUCCCAGAGUAAACUUUUACACUGCCACCGGCGCACACGUCGGAGCCGGCUCGGAGGCGCUCGACGCUCCGAUGCAGCUCGCUCUCUAUCUGGGCGUCCUCGAUCCACCCGACAACAGUUCUGCCAGCGUUGUGGUGGACUGUCGUACUGGCAACUGCACGUUUCCUGCCGACACAGGGGCCACCUUCACCACCCUGAGCAUCUGUCACACUUGCACUAACCUCACGUCUUCGAUCAUCAAACCUGCUGGCAUGUACAAUUGGUCCCUCCCUGGUGGUCAAGUUCUCAACCAUGAGGGAGCGCUCCUCAACACGACCAUAAGCAGACUGGGCGGCUGGAGUCCGCUGGGCAAGCGAGACGCUCUCUUCAAUAUCACCCUGUUGUCUCGAGCCCGGGGACGCAAUUGCCCCACCUGCAUCAGAUUCGGCAGGGAGUUCGCGGCCUCGUGUGAAUUCGCACCGUGCAUCAAGACGUACGCUGCCAACCUGACAAAAGGGCGUUACGAAGAGCGGGAGCUGGACCAGCAGAGGCUAAAUUGGGGAGAAUUCACCAUGGACUACUCCCUCGCCGUCAACCGCACGCUUCGCGGGGGUGUCUGGACCGACUGCACCUGGACAGGCACAAAGACAGAGACGCACACGAUCCAGGUCUUCAAGACGAACAGGACUGUGACCAACGACUGGGCCGACGGAACGUUUUCGUAUAACCGGUACAAGGCCACCUACCCGAACAGAACGCUGCCCGUGACUGUGUGGUACCGACCAGAUUGUGUCUUCAAGUUUGGCUACAGGGCGUCCGAUGCAAUAUUUCAGAACCUGGAUGAGUAUUUCUGGGGCGGCAAGACCCUGCAGUUUGGCGGCUCGGUGGAGGGAAACUAUGGGCUGAUUUGGCUCCAGUCGCUGUGGAACAACGGCAGUAUAGAUAUCGCCGGGGUCGACGGUUUCAUGGGUCGCCUCGGCUUGGGCAUGGCGGCGCAGAUGCGCAGGAACCCCGAGACUGAGGCCGAGGCCUUUGCGCUGGGCCAGUCGUGGAAGGCCGACACGUGCAUCGGGGUGCAGUGGGCGUUUCUGAGCUUCCCGGCCACUCUCUUGGUGUUGGAGGUGCUCUUCUUCGCGGGGCUGGUGUUGGCGGGCCGCCACAGCGCCUGGCUAGGGGAUUGGAAGUCGUCGGCGCUCGCUCCGCUCUUUCACGGGUUCGCUAGGGUCGACGACGGAGCCAGGGGCGGCACCGGCGGUCGAGCUGCUCCCGGGUCUGCCGACGGCAUGCUCGCGGCGGCGAAGCGGAUCGAGGUCCGGCUCACCGACGACGGUGGGCAGUGGAUGCUGCAGGCAACGCGCAGGCCCGCAGGUGGUGGUGGUGGUGGUGGUGGUGAUGGUGGUGGUGGCCCGGCAGCAGCAGCAGGACGAGGAGGAGGAUGGUGA